Messenger RNA from Anoplophora glabripennis (Asian longhorned beetle), 1489 nucleotides. It is a transcript of the gene Rpn6, whose product is annotated as 26S proteasome non-ATPase regulatory subunit 11. Gene Ontology annotation, molecular function: structural molecule activity. The transcript has 2 exons. The coding region runs from base 42 to 1292 and encodes 416 amino acids. Gene Ontology annotation, cellular component: proteasome regulatory particle, lid subcomplex. Lineage: Eukaryota; Metazoa; Arthropoda; Insecta; Coleoptera; Cerambycidae. The record is from RefSeq and is a predicted model, not a curated record. Gene Ontology annotation, biological process: ubiquitin-dependent protein catabolic process.
AUUUGUGAUGACAGUGCUUUUCUAGAUAGUAAUAUAACAAUAUGGCGGGUGCAAUGUUGUUUGAAAGAGCGCAGUCUGUUUCUUCACAGCACGAAAAUUUGUUAAAUUUAAAGAGAAACGAUGAAGACCAGGACAACGAUGAAGAAAAUAUUAAAAAUAAAGAACAGGAUAUACUUAAUUUGGGUGAGAGAUACAAAAAAGAGGGAAAAGCUAAAGAACUUGCAGAACUGAUUAAAGCCACCAGACCUUUUUUAAGCAUGAUAAGUAAAGCAAAAGCUGCAAAAUUAGUAAGAUCUUUGGUAGACUAUUUUCUGGACUUAGAAGCUGGCAUUGGUAUAGAAGUUCAACUCUGCAAAGAAUGUAUAGAAUGGGCUAAAGAAGAACGAAGAACAUUUUUACGCCAGUCAUUAGAAGCCCGAUUAGUAGCAUUAUAUUUUGAUACUGGUAUGUUCGCCGAGGCUUUACUUUUAGGGUCUAAGUUACUUAAAGAACUAAAAAAAUUGGAUGACAAAAAUUUAUUAGUGGAAGUUCAGUUACUCGAGAGCAAAACAUAUCAUGCCUUGAGCAACUUGCCAAAAGCUCGUGCUGCCCUUACUUCGGCACGUACCACAGCCAAUGCUAUAUAUUGUCCGCCAAAAAUGCAAGCUGCCUUAGAUCUCCAGUCAGGUAUAUUACAUGCAGCUGACGAAAAAGAUUUUAAAACAGCCUAUUCGUAUUUUUAUGAAGCAUUUGAAGGUUUUGAUAGUGUGGAAUCUCCAAAGGCACUUACAGCACUCAAAUAUAUGUUGUUAUCCAAAAUUAUGCUUAAUAAUCCUGAAGACGUACAACAAAUUGUAAGUGGAAAGUUAGCAAUUAAGUAUGCUGGUCAGGACAUAGAGGCAAUGAAGGCAGUCGCACAAGCAUCCCACAAAAGAUCUCUUGCUGACUUUCAACAAGCAGUUAAGCAGUUUAAACAUGAAUUAGAAGACGAUGUUAUUGUUAGGGCACAUUUAGGAACGUUGUAUGAUAAUAUGCUUGAACAAAAUUUAUGUAGAAUUAUUGAACCAUACUCCAGAGUGCAAGUAGAUUAUGUAGCAAAAACAAUAAAACUUCCUAUGGCCCAAGUAGAGAAAAAGCUCUCUCAGAUGAUCUUGGAUGCUAAAUUUCAUGGUAUUUUGGAUCAAGGUGAAGGGGUCCUAAUUGUAUUUGAAGAUACUCCAGUAGAUAAAACGUACGAAAUGGCUUUAGAAACAAUCCAAAGUAUGAGCAAAGUAGUAGAUACACUUUAUCAAAAGGCGAAAAAGUUGUCAUAGGUCAAUGUAAUUAAAAUUAAUACAAAAUAAAAUGACUGUAUUUUUCCUAAUAAUACACAACCACUAACAUUUAAAAUUCCCAUUUUCUUUAAUUUAAUGUAUAAAAUUAGAUGUUAUACUUAUUCAGAACUUUUCAAAUAACCUUAACUAAAAUUAUAAUAAUUGUUUUCUUUAAUUUCGUUUAUCAUUUUAUUUGU